Pectinophora gossypiella (pink bollworm) is the source of this 1326-nucleotide messenger RNA. RefSeq lists its product as uncharacterized. The transcript has a single exon. Bases 1 to 1326 code for a protein of 441 amino acids. Gene Ontology annotation, molecular function: serine-type endopeptidase activity. Lineage: Eukaryota; Metazoa; Arthropoda; Insecta; Lepidoptera; Gelechiidae. The record is from RefSeq and is a predicted model, not a curated record. Gene Ontology annotation, biological process: proteolysis.
AUGCCUAGUGUGUACUGGCAGGAAUUUAAAAGAUGGAUCAAGGCCUUUACUAGAAUUGAAGUACUACUUGCUAUAUUAGAAGGCAUCCUCCUAGUCGGUUGUAUUGCAUUUUUAGCAUUUUUGAUAAUGCAUUUCAUAGUUUGCCCGCCCAAGCUCGACAAACAAUCAUCAGACACAAAUCAACCAGGAUUUGAACCAUGGAGCAAUACCACCGAAGCAGAAGAGGGAGCCGAUGCAAAUGACACCACAGCGCCGCUACGCCCACCCACCAGCUCCGGCGCAGUACCACCGUCUACCCAACACACACAUGCAGGAACCUUCGCCCCGGGCGUCAAGUGCACUUGGGAGCGAUCAAGAAAAACUGCAGCUCUAACACAUUACUACGAACACGAUAAAAACUCCACACAAACGACAGUUACUUUUAAACCACAAGUACUAACGACGAAGGCGAAGGCGGUGGAGGAUGUGGACUCGCUGGCUAUGGACGACCAGUCCGACGGCGAGCAGUCGCGCGACACGUUCCGCAGCGCGCUGCUGGCGCUGGUGCGCUAUACGCGCGACGACGACGAGACCUUCGGCUGCACGCUCGUGGCCGUCACCGAGUACUGGGCGCUAACUGCCGCCAGCUGCCUCGAGGCCGUCGAGGAGGUGGACUCGCUCGACAACUACGUGAUGACGGAGCGCUACGGCGACGCGGCGCGCGGCCGCACGCAUGCGCUGGCCGACGUGCGGCCGCACCCGCAGUUCGCGGGCCGCGACCCCCGCUACGACCUGGCCGCGCUGCGCAGCGACGCGCCCUUCCGCGCCGUCAACACGCCGCGCCUGCCCGACCUGCUCGACUACUUCCUCAUCACGAUGGGCGAGAGAUUGUCCCUCUUCGGAUUCGGCCCGUUCAGGUGGGAACCGAACAUUUACGGACAGUCGUCUCGUCGCCCCGGAAGGAACCGGUCACGAGUCAAUCUCGGGGUUCUUUUUCGCAGAAACUCCGAGCUGAAGAGCCACGACCGGCGGGUGCGGGAGGUGGGCGUGUACGUGGUGCCGGCGGCGCAGUGCGCAGGCGCGGAGGCGGCGUGGGCGCGGCGCCACCUGGCGCGGGCGCUGGCGCUGCAGCACGGCGGCUGCGGCGCGGCGCCGCUGUGCGCGGCCGUGCUGUACGCGCGCGGCGCCCCCUGCGGCUACUGCGCGGGCGCGCCGCUGCUGCGCCGCGGCACGCUGCUGGGGCUCAUGGCGGGCGCGCGCCGCUGCGGCCUGGCCUGCGAGCCCGCCACCUACGUCAACGUCGUGCUCGUGCGCGACUGGAUCGAUAUGCUCAUCGGCGACGAAUAA